UCUGCGCGCACCGGCGAGGAGUGUGUGCACCCUCGGGAGGCGACCCGGGCCAACGCCCGGCCCCCCGGCAGAAGCAAGGAGCCUUGGAGACUGCUGCUGAGUGUGUAACCCAGGCUGCCUCUCCACCUGUUUCUCCGUGCUGUAGAAGGGAUUGGAUAAUGUGGCUGGCUCUCCAGAAAGACCCACUGGCCCUGCGUUGAGCAAGAUCUCUCAGACCAUCACAUUUUAGAUCCACUUUGAGAAGAAAUGAUGUAACAAUUCUUAUCAAACAGGACUUUUUGGAAGUGUGGGAUACCCGUGAAGAAGGUCAUCCUUUUCCCGGUCUGUGAAAUAGACAUUCUCAGAUUCCAAAAUGCCAGCCAAGACCCCAAUUUACCUGAAAGCGGCUAACAACAAGAAGGGAAAGAAAUUUAAACUGAGGGACAUUCUGUCCCCUGAUAUGAUCAGUCCUCCCUUGGGGGACUUUCGUCACACUAUUCACAUCGGCAAAGAGGGCCAGCAUGACGUCUUUGGAGAUAUUUCCUUUCUUCAAGGGAACUAUGAGCUCUUGCCUGGAAACCAAGAGAAAGCAUACUCUGGCCAGUUCCCGGGGCAUAACGACUUCUUCCGGGCCAACAGCACCUCAGACUCAAUGUUCACAGAAACACCCUCCCCAGUGCUCAAAAAUGCCAUCUCCCUCCCGACUAUUGGAGGAUCCCAGGCUCUCAUGCUGCCCUUAUUGUCACCAGUGACAUUUAAUUCUAAGCAGGAGUCCUUUGGGCGUCCUAAGUUACCAAGGCUCAGCUGUGAGCCUGUCAUGGAAGAGAAAGUUCAGGAGAAAAGUAGUCUGUUAGAGAAUGAGACAGUCCACCAAGGAGACACCUCAUGGGGCUCCAGUGGUUCCGCGUCUCAGUCCAGCCAGGGCAGGGACAGCCACUCCUCCAGCCUGUCUGAACAGUACUCCGACUGGCCAGCGGACGACAUGUUUGAGCAUCCUGCCUCCUGUGAGCUGGUAAAGUCAAAGACUAAAUCAGAAGAAUCCCUGUCCGACCUGACAGGCUCCCUGCUCUCUCUGCAGUUGGAUCUUGGGCCCUCACUUUUGGAUGAAGUCCUGAAUGUCAUGGAUAAAAAUAAGUAACCAGGAGUCAGCUCUUUUUCUUUGGAGUAAGAGGUACCAAACUAAGCAGAAAAACAAAAUAUCAACUAACCACAGCUGAUGGAAAGAGCUUCUCUGACUGUUGUUUUUUGCAGCCAUGUGAUGCAUUUUCUAAAAUAACGCUCCUGUUCCUACAAAAUAUUUUUUUAACCAUCAUGCCCUGUUUGCAAAAAUUUUGAAAACAAUAAUUUUUAAAAAUUUAAGAAAAAAAAAAACCAGAAAAAGGAGGAAGUGAGUCAGAGCUCAUUUUCAGCAGGCACUGCUGGUGCGCAAACAUGCUUGAUUGUUUGUUUGUUUGUAGACAUGAGCAAGUCCAGGCUGUCAGGAGGCCAGGUCCGUGUCUCUCUCCAAGGCUAUUUACGGCAUGUUGUAAGAAGGAAAUCAAACUUCCUUCGCACCUACACUUUUUUUUCUAGACUCUUUUGUAUAUUGUAUCUCUUGGGUUCACCAUAGCGAGUUCUCCAGUGUUAAGAUUUUACUCUCUUUUCAUAUUCAAACAACCUUACGGGAUUUGGGAUUUUUUUUUUCCUUGUGGUUCUUAUAUAUUCCUGUAUAUUAUUUCUGUGUUGCAAAAGUUUGACUGUCAGCUACAUGUGGGUUAAAAACAAGCAAGGUGUUACUGUAACUAAGUUAUUUUUAAAGUUGAAAUAUAUUUUUAUGUGCCUUUGGCUUUUUAUUGA
This is a messenger RNA of Grammomys surdaster, 1815 nucleotides long. RefSeq names its product CDC42 effector protein 3 (gene Cdc42ep3). NCBI's taxonomy places the organism in Eukaryota, Metazoa, Chordata, Mammalia, Rodentia, Muridae. The transcript is spliced from 2 exons. The coding region runs from base 353 to 1117 and encodes 254 amino acids. The record is from RefSeq and is a predicted model, not a curated record.